Lycium barbarum (goji berry) is the source of this 884-nucleotide messenger RNA. RefSeq lists its product as uncharacterized. The transcript is spliced from 4 exons. Gene Ontology annotation, molecular function: zinc ion binding; protein-folding chaperone binding. Gene Ontology annotation, biological process: protein import into mitochondrial matrix; protein folding; protein stabilization. The coding region runs from base 73 to 705 and encodes 210 amino acids. Gene Ontology annotation, cellular component: mitochondrion. NCBI's taxonomy places the organism in Eukaryota, Viridiplantae, Streptophyta, Magnoliopsida, Solanales, Solanaceae. The record is from RefSeq and is a predicted model, not a curated record.
GUUGUUUCAUCUUCUUAUUACAACUUACAAAACAGCAAACACAAAGUCAAUAAAAUAAAAAUCUGAAAAGCCAUGGAAACACUGACCUCUGCUGGCACAACUACAAUAGUAUCUUCAUCCCCUUCUCUCUCCAUUUUCUCUCCUAAAUCCAAACAUCUUUCUCGUAAAUUUGUCAAGUUUUCCGUUUCACGCAAAAAUAAUGGAAAUGAGCCCGAUCUUCAGUCUGAUGCUAAUGAUUGCACCAGCAUCGUUCCCAUUUUCAACAAUCCUACUCUCUCCAAGGAUGCAGCUAUGGGUUUGGUCCUUAGUGCAGCUAAUGUAAGAGGUUGGACUACUGGCUCAGGCAUGGAGGGCCCACCUGUGCCUGCUGGUUCGGAAUCCGAAUCCAAUACAGACCAGAUUUCCACCUUCCCUUGGUCUCUCUUUACUAAAUCUCCACGAAGGCGUAUGCGUGUGGCCUUUACUUGCAACGUUUGUGGCCAACGCACUACUCGUGCCAUCAAUCCCCAUGCUUAUACUGAUGGCACUGUUUUUGUCCAGUGUUGUGGAUGCAAUAUAUUUCACAAGCUUGUGGAUAAUUUGAACCUGUUUCAUGAGAUGAAAUGCUACGUGAGCACAGACUUCAAUCCAUAUCCGGACAAUGAUAUUGGCUUCAAGUAUUUUGAUAUGGAUGAUGACAACGACGACGUCUUUCCCCUUUUGUAAGGUCUGGUAGAAGGAUGUGUAAAGAUUAGGGUGUUAUACAUUCCCUUGCUUCUAUUAGGAAAUUUCUCUCUUCAUGAGUUGUAAAUAACAAGUAUACCCUGUUUAUAUGUGUGAGUUAAUAAUUGAAUCUGUACAAAUUGAAAUAUGCACAUCUAUGUCUUAUCUUUGUUUCUCUUGAA